AUGUUCACAACGGAUGCCGCUAACAAAAGAAUCUGGAGCUUGCGGCAGGGAAGGAUGCCGAGCUCGACGGAGGACGCUCCCAAGCCCUCCGCACUGACAACGCUCAUCUCCACAACGAGCAAGACCAAAUCUCCGGAUCCUCUCCAUGCGCUCACAACCCAGGUCUAUCACAACCUCCAACACCAACAUCUAUGGACAUCCCUAAGGAUCCACAACCCUUCAGAUUAUUCUUCACUACCAGGUUUUUCAGUCCCGUUGAUCUCUGGCAUUCCUCCGCAGCGCAUGUACACUCAUCCCGACGAACAACUGUGCCUACUCGACUUAGGCCUUCGAGAAGAGGAUCUCCCCUCCGAACGGCUAUGGGUUCUACCCAGCACACAGGGUCAGACAUGGACAUUGGGGAAACUAGCGACUGUUUUCGAUGCACUUCCGCCAAGGACUGGGGCCGACAUCUCAACUGGCACUGCUGAAGAAAUCAAAGAAAACGUUAACAAAGACAAGGAAGCCAAACUGGCAAAAUACUUCGAGAAAAAGCAAGAGGCGGAUAAACAGAAUAAAUGGGGCGGGAAACGCUUGCUACUCGCUAUGGUCGAUAGACUUGUUGGAGGUGACGGGACAGUUGUUUAUUAUGUUGUUCAAGAAGGCCAUGUGAAACCUCGCCAGAAUUGA
Talaromyces stipitatus ATCC 10500 is the source of this 669-nucleotide messenger RNA. RefSeq lists its product as uncharacterized. Gene Ontology annotation, molecular function: nucleic acid binding. The record is from RefSeq and is a predicted model, not a curated record. Gene Ontology annotation, biological process: tRNA-type intron splice site recognition and cleavage; tRNA splicing, via endonucleolytic cleavage and ligation. The transcript has 2 exons. Bases 1 to 669 code for a protein of 222 amino acids. Gene Ontology annotation, cellular component: tRNA-intron endonuclease complex. Lineage: Eukaryota; Fungi; Ascomycota; Eurotiomycetes; Eurotiales; Trichocomaceae.